AUGCCAUCCACAGAGGUUUCCAACAAAGCUCUUGAUGAUGCUGCCGCUCGAGUGCAAGAACUCGUGGCUCAAGCUGUGGAGUGGAAAGAUGGCCACAGCGGCCAUCUCAGAAUGGCGAUGGACCUUGCAAAAAUAUUGUCGCCGGUAUUUGAACAACAUGGACGAUCGGCGAGCAUGAUUCCGCCGCUUUUGCUAUCGGCGGCGAUGGAGUUGCAUCAUCAUGUGGACCCAACCACUUGCCAAUCCUUUCUAAGCCCGCCCAAGGCUCUCACAUUCAUAGGAACCUCUAACCCAUCUGUGUCAUCACAUCCACCGAUGCAAACGGCCACGCACAUGAUUGCAAAUGCACCGGCGGAACCACUGGUGGCGCCUAAAUCCAAACCAAAGGCAAAGGCAAAGCGCAAGAAGACAUUGACAGUAGUUGAUAGUUCUGACAGUGAUGGGAUUGAAAUUAUUGAGCAUGUAGUCGCCACUAAUGACAUUGGACCGGACAAUCGCAGAGGGAAGGGAACGCAGACCGCCCUGCCCGAAGAUGUCGAUGGGGACACGCCGGUGGAGAUUGUGCAAGCCAAUACCGUGACCGGUAGGCAACGGCCAAUGCCAAGGAGAAAGCAAACACAACCAACCGGCAGCCAUGACACGAAAUCUGUUGUAAUGGAUCGAAAGGGUAAGGGGAAAGAGGUCCCUCCUCCGGUGGAUAUUAUGGACGGCGAUGGUAUUGCACCUUUAAAGAGCAAACGAUCUAGGGAAUCGAGUUGGAAUGAGCAGCUCACUGGGCGCACGCCAUCGGCCACCCGCCCGCCAGUGUCCGCUUACACCGGCGAUCAACGCAAGCCCUGGUUUGAACAACCUCAUCCUUUGCCGGCCACUGUUGAUCGCAAACUCAACAUAGGCAAGCAGCACAAGAGUAGCCAUCGGCGCACUCCAUCAAUGGAGUGCACCGAAGAUCCAUCGCCAGAAGCGACCGCUGAUGUUGCCAAUGAGUUGGUUGUUCCAACGAAGAGCAUCAACAUGAAUAUGGCGAGCUCACAAAAUGCUGUCCCCAGGAGGCUGUCUUUACCCCCUAUUACCGCUGUCUCCGCAGGUUCGCCUCCAUUGUUAGAAUCAUCCCCGGCAGUGAUGCACCCUUCAAUCCCGCCGCCACGGCAUAUGCAACUGCCGCCAUCUCACACACAGCAUAUGGAUAUUGAUGUGCCGGCCGAUACCGUGGUAAAGGACUUGCAGGCAAUGACACUCGAGGUCGGACAAGACUCUGCAUCAGUCUUGAAGGGUCACGAAGAAAUGUAUAAUACCAUCCAUGACCUUCGCAAUCAGGUCGUCGAACUCCGUGCUCGGAAUGCUGCCGCCGCCGAGUCCCUUGAGGUGUUGAAUAUUCGUGUCGCCGCUCAAGAUGUCGAGAUGCGCAGUAUAGAGACACUUCAUGCCGAUGUCGCCGUGCUGCAGGAGCAAGUUCGCGCUUUGCAUGAGGAAUCUCGGACACACGAGAAUCAACUCCGCGCAGCCGAUGUUAAAUUGGCAUCUCAGGGCAGUACCACCGCUGUUUUGCAAGAUGCCUAUGAGGCCCUUCGGCAAUGUUUGAUCCCCACUCCGUCCAUACCUCCUCAUUACAAUAACGCUGUCUUUUUUCCUCCUUCCCACCAGCACCAGCAUCCCUAUAAUCAGGGCCUUAGUGUUGGCCAGGCGCAGGCCAUGGAAAGGAUGUACUUCAACUUCACCCCAGGACCAUCUACGGCCGCCGGCCCAUCGGCCGGCACACUUUCGGCGGGUGUGAGUUUACCGGGCACCAUGCAUGCACUCUCAGGUCCCUCCACAGUUGCAGGCCCAUCUCUCACUUCUGGGAUGCAUGCACCCUCAGGGCCUUCCGGUAGUCAUGUCACAAGGAGUUCUCAAAGCACAGGGAAUCUUGGUGAAUCGGCCUCCGCAUUUCGGCGCAAUUAG
Molecule: messenger RNA, 1938 nt
Organism: Suillus plorans
Lineage: Eukaryota; Fungi; Basidiomycota; Agaricomycetes; Boletales; Suillaceae
Exons: 5
Coding region: 1-1938 (645 amino acids)
Source: RefSeq, a predicted model, not a curated record